AUGUAUGCUGGUUUAUUUCUAUUGGCAUUUAUUAUUCGUGCAAAUAAUGCUUUUUUGUGUCCAAGUUCAAAUGGCACCUAUGUAAAUCCCGAUGAUUAUCGAUCUUAUUAUGUUUGUUCAAACUACUGCUAUAGGAUUGAAUAUUGUGUAUCACCAACAAUUUAUUUCACACGAACUAAUCAAUCAUGUGUUCCAGAGCCACCAAAUUGGCAAACACGUUAUGAUUUAUCAGGUCAAUUUACGUCUACUGAAAAUGCCGAUGUAUUUAUUCAACAACAAGGAUACAGUUUAUCUAUUUCACAUGAGACAAGUACAACACAUAAUACAGUUAUUGCACGGUAUAUUAAUGAAACACAUGCGAUUGGAAUUCAAACAGUACAUCGAUUAUUAAAUCAUUGUAUUACGGUAUUCGAUGCUCGUGUUGUAGCAAACGGUAAUAGAGAAUAUUGUUACUACGAAACUUUUCAUCCACUUAGUUCAAUAUGUGAUUUUCCUGAAAAUUAUUCAGGAAAUUAUUUUUUAUUAUGUUUUAUUAUUAGAACAAAUGCUUUUGAUUGUCCAAAUUCUACUGGUAUCUAUACAAAUCCUGAUGAUUAUCGAUCAUUCUAUGUUUGUGAUAAGUCUUGUCCUCGUCUCGAAUAUUGCAAAUCACCAAAUCUUUAUUUUUCAAGCAAUAAUCAAAAUUGUUCUGUCGAAUCAAACAACUGGAUACCUCGUUAUUAUCUGACUGGUACUGUACAACCAUUAGAUGAAUCUGGAUGUCAAGUUCAUAUUCGACAAGAUGGUUACCAACUUUUUGUAACAUGCGAUAAUAGCACGAUAUCAGAGACAUAUACUGGACGAUACAUCAAUGAAACAUAUGUACAAGAGACUGGAUUUUUGCCUGGUAUCAAUGAUCUUCAAUCAGGAUACGAUGGAGUUAAAAUGCUUUCAGCAAUUGAACAACGUUCAAGAUUUCGUAUAUUUGAUUUAAAUGAAAAAAGUAAUACUUCAUUUAUACUUAAAGCAUUGAAUCAAGAAUAUCAAUAUACUAUACCUUUAUUUGUACAAGUGAAAGAUAUAAGUACUCGUAAAGAAAAUAAGUGUCAAUCAAUAUCUUAUACUUUUCCAGAAUUUUAUAAAAGUUAUUUUCAGACAAAUACAUUUGAUGUUGGAAUUCCAGAACUGAAUAGUCCAUCAUUCAGUGUUGAAUAUCAUGAAAUGUUAAAACGGGUCUUUGAAGCAAUAACUAAAUAUUCACAAGCUGUUGGAACAUCAACAAUUUCGUGGAAUCAUUAUUCGCUUCAACUUGCAUCAUUUGAUCCAAUGUUUAACGCCAGUGUUAAUCUAUUGAUUUCUCAAGCUGCUAAUCCAAAUUCUGAAGUUCAUCAACAAUUAUAUAAUGAUUUUAUUCAAAAUUAUGGAACUUAUUAUGUAUCUAAUGUGAUUGUAGGUGGUAUAGCUCAUUUAUAUACAUUUGUUAGAGAAAGUUAUCAUAAAAAUGCAACAUUUGAAGAAAUGACUCAACAAAUUUCGCUUACAGCAAAACAUGAAGAAUUUACCUUUCACACUGAAAGUCAAACUGAAGAAAUAUAUGAAAAAGUUACCGAAAAAUUCAAGAAAAAUUCUUAUACAAUAUCUACUUUUCAACCAUCCCUAGUCACUGUUAAUAAUCAAUCGAUGUUACAAACAUGGAUAAAUAAUGCAGGUGAAAAAUCUAUUAUUAUCAAUCGUACUCUAUCUCAUAUUGCUGAUCUUAUCAGCAGUAACAACCAAGUACAAGAACAUCUUCGUCGAACUAUUGAUUUUUAUCUUAAUAAUGGUUUUCUACCAACAUUAGCUCAACUUAAUUCGCGAAAAAAAAUAACACGAUUUUAUUCAUCAGCACCCAGAUCAAUUAGACCUAUAUUUGGUCUUGAUGUGGUCGGAUGUGGAUAUGAUUUGCUUACGCUACAAAGUCGUUUCUGCAUUUUAGAUAUAUCCAAUUCAAGUCAGAAUGAACUUUGGACAGAUCCGUAUAAUCAAAGUCUUUCUUAUUCAUUACCAAAUGGAUUUUUUGCUACGAAUACACCAGAAUCAUUAGCUAUGGACGCAACAGUGACAGUAACAUCUGUAGAAGAUUAUUAUCGAUAUAUGACGCGAGCUGAAGUAUGGGAACAACACGGUUUUCUGAGUCGAAAACGUGUUGAAAGAAGUACAAGAGAGUUAUAUCGACGGUUCUAUCAAGAUUAUUACAAUUUAGCAUUACGUUUAAAACAAAUUGGUUGGUAUACACUCUCUGUAUCAAUUUUUCCCUAUCCAAAAUUAAAUCCUCUUGCUACAACAUUAUUUGCUAGUCUUCCUUUGGCGUUUGAUUCAAAGAAUAUUAGUGUUUGGGAAACGUUUAUUACUUCUUUUGGGACACAUGUAGUCGUUGCAUCACAAAUGGGAGGUCAAGUUUGGGCAGAAACUUGGUUUGACAAAUGUUUAACAUAUGAACAAACAGAAACGUGGAUUACUGAACAAGUUACAGGAAGUUUUCUUGAUUUUGUUGACGACGCUUCUACAACUCAAGAACAUCAGCGUAAAGUGGAUGAACGUUUUAAACAAUUUUCUAGUUACUCAUCACAAUUACUUGGUGGAACAGAAUCUAUUGAACCUGAAAAAUGGGAAGAAUGGGCUCCAACAGUCAAAAAUAAUCCAAAACCAAUAUCUUAUCGACUUGUUCCACUAUAUGAAUUACUACCAGAAGGCAACCAAAGAUCAGCACUUCAAGCAGCUAUUGAAUAUAUUAGUGAAAAAGCAGAACUUGAAAACGAAAAAUAUAUUAAUCAACUUGAAUCAGUUCGAGGUCCACCACCCACUAAAUGUAGCCGUAAUCGAGUUCGACGAGAAGUCUCUAACGCGACAAAUUUAUCACAAAAUAAUGAUGCAGAUAUUCGAGAAGCUCUUUGUCCAUAUGUCGGAUACAACGGAUCAAUAUGUGCAGGUGCAACAGGCAAAGCAAAUUUCAUACCUGUCUAUCGACGUCUACCUGUUGGUGUUGGUAUGACUAUUGAUAUUAUAAAAGGUACUUUACUUCUGCCUCCUAUUGAUUUUACUCAUGAUAAUACUACAUAUUGGCAAGAUCCUUUAACUAAUGAAAUAUAUUGGUAUCCAAGAGAAAUAUCUGUUUUACCAGUAGAGCAAAAUGCCAAUGAACCUGUCGCUCGUACUUUUCUUACUGCUAGUGAACUUGAAAAUCAUUGGAAAUAUGGACAAACAAGAGGCGAUUGGUUAGGUGGUGAAUUAGGUCAUUCAAAAUCUAUUUUAGAUAUUCAAGCACGUUUUUUUGCUGAUAAUCAAGCUAUUGCAAUUACACAAAAACCAUAUGCUUUAUAUCGACUAAAAGUUGAAGUAUUGAAAUUAAACGUCUAUGCAAAAAAUGCCGUUGAUGCAUUACCAAAAGUUUAUAAUGAAACGAUAUAUGAGAGUUUUCUUCAAAAUUGGGGUACGCAUAUCGUAUUGAAAUCCCUUGUCGGAGGUAUGCAUGAACAACAAGUUUUAUUUAAAGAUUGUGUCUUUUCUUUUAAUGGUGCUAUAACACCUGAAAAUCUUGAUCAAUAUCUUAAACAAGAUAUUCUUGCUGAAACUUUAGGAAAUAGUUUUUAUGCUGAACGUCGUAAAAUAUCUAUCGAUCAUAAACUUGGUGGUAAUCCGUCUUUAUCUAAUGUUACAGCAUGGCAAUCUAGUUUAGGUGCCAAUCCUGCUCUAUUAAAAAUUGAACAAUUUACUCCUUGGUAUGAAAUUGUAGAAGAUCCCGAUGUCAAAGCAAAUCUCAUACGUAUUAUUAAAAAUCGAACAGAUACAUACGAACAAACACGUAUUCAAGAAGAAACACAAAUUAUGAAACAACGUGCUAAUGCACAUAUUUUAUCUUUACAAGCUUCAGUUGGUUUUUUGAAUGGUGAUACAUGUGAGACCACUACACCGGUAACAUUGGGUUCUGUAGCCAAGUGUUCCGGUGAAUGUUCUACAGGAUUAAAACUUCGAUCACUAUCCGGUGGUCGUUAUGAUCGUCCUCUAUUGUAUGUUCGUGACCCAGCUACAGGUUUUGUGCAAGCACGAGUUCGAUUCCAAAAUGUAUCUCAUCCAUCACAUUCUAAAGGACCUAGUGAAGAUAAUAAUGGUGAUAGUUCUUCUUUAAAGCCGUGUCCUGAUAAUGUCAAUUGUCUUCUUCAGUAUACAACCGAUGGAUCAGAAACAAGACACAAUUCAAAAUUUUCACAUCCAUGUCGUUUUUCUGAACUUUGUCGAAACAAAGAACCUCAUCUUACUCAUGACAUUCAUCCAUCUCCUUUAUGUAGUUAUGAUAAAAACUGUAAUAAAUUAACUGAUCCUAUCCAUCGGGCUGAAUAUCGUCACACAAAUCUACCUGAUUUUCUUGUACCGUGUCGUCUUCAGAAGAAAUGUACAGAUAAAUCGAAUGAACAUCGAAUAAAAUAUUCUCAUGGAGAAAAAGUUUUUGGAAAAAUACCAAUAUCAACAUCAGAAGAAGCAAAGUCGACUUCACAAGAUAAACAUGUCGAUCAUCGUAUGCCUUGUAGAUAUGGGUUAAAAUGCAAAACAAUUGAUGAUCCAGUUCAUCGAGCAAAAUAUUCUCAUUCAAAAUCUAAAUAA
Messenger RNA from Rotaria sp. Silwood1, 4617 nucleotides. The record is from the annotation of a GenBank genome assembly. NCBI's taxonomy places the organism in Eukaryota, Metazoa, Rotifera, Eurotatoria, Philodinida, Philodinidae.